Molecule: messenger RNA, 2702 nt
Organism: Gymnogyps californianus (California condor)
Lineage: Eukaryota; Metazoa; Chordata; Aves; Accipitriformes; Cathartidae
Gene: TCERG1L
Product: transcription elongation regulator 1 like
Cellular component (GO): nucleus
Molecular function (GO): transcription coregulator activity; RNA polymerase binding
Source: RefSeq, a predicted model, not a curated record
AUGCUGCCGGCUCCCGCAGCCAAACGGCCGCCGCCCCCCCCCGCCUUGCUCUGGCCCCCCCCGGCCGCCGAACCCCCGGCUCCCCCCUGGGCCUGGGUGGUCCCGGCCGCCGCGGGGCUCGUCAGGGUCGGUGCUGGCGGCGGCGGCGGCGGUGCCGGGGCUCCCCCCCCGCCCCCGCCGCCGCCGCCGCUGCUGCUGCCGGCGCCGCCGCCCUCCCCCCCCGCUCCCGCCGCCCUGCUGCGGGCCGCCCCGGGCUGGCGCGUCCCCUGCGAGCCGCUCCUGCCGCUGCUCGCCGCCGCCGACCAGCACACCGCCGCGCUCCUCCACGGGCAGUGGAUAUUUGGAGCUCAUUCUCCAAUCAUAGGAUUUUCACCUUCUUCAAGCGUGGAGUUUGUUCCUGUUUUUCCGCCUGUGUACACAUCUACGGUUCUGCCUCAUGCUGGGAAAAACUGGAUCGAUAAAAGGCUACCACACUGCAAAAUAUACUUGAAUAAUGCAUUUGCUCUGGAUUCAGCGUGGAUACAUCCUGAGGAAUCAAGACUCUUCCAGGGAAAUGAGAAACCUCUGUUAAUGACAAAUCAAGUAGCUAUGGCUAUAGCCAGGCCAGCUACUGCCUCCAGGCCUCUUCCCACAGUGGUGUUGGCACCUCAGCUGAUACCAGGUGGUUGCCAGAAUAGCCUUAAACCGGUCGGCGGCAAUCAGGCCCUGGCGUUGGCCGCCGCGGCCACCAGCGCGAUGGUGUCGGUGGAGCCUGAAGCCCCCCAGGGACCUGUGGGGCCGAGCGUCCAGCCCUGCCACAUCCUGACCUUCUCGCCUAUCAAAAUUCCAGUCUUGGCUUCGCCUUUUCCAGGUUCUGCCUCCAGAAUGGAUGCCCAUGUGGGUCCUUUGAUGCCGACGCAAGUCACCCGGGUAACUGCUGUGUCCGCACCGGCGGUGACCUUCAUGGCAACCGAUUUGAUGGAUCAGACAUUGACAGAUAACGGCAAAGAAUCGAGUAGAUCCUCCUGCCCACCGACCUUGAUUUUACACACGGAGAGGAAGAGUACCCCUGUGGAGAGCGAUGGCGAUAAGGAUCGUUCUUUUAAACUAGUAAACGAGGAUGACAGCACAUCAAACGGCAACAAGCCUGUGGCGUCCACUCCGGUGCCAGGAUCACCAUGGUGUGUAGUCUGGACUGGAGAUGACCGGGUCUUCUUCUUCAACCCUACAAUGCAGCUGUCAGUCUGGGAGAAGCCGGUGGACCUGAAGCACCGCGGCGACAUAAACCGGAUCAUCGAGGAUCCUCCUCACAAGCGCAAGCUGGAACCUGCAGCAACAGAUAAAUGUGUUAGUUCUUGUCCAGGGGAUGAAAAUGAUGAUCUUAGCAUCAAAACUAAGAGAAAUAAAACAGAAGAUUCCCAAGCUGCUGACCAGGGGAAGGCUGAAACGGAGGAGAAAAAUGAGGAAACAUCAGCACCUCAGAUCACGCCUCCCCUAGAAGAGCGCAUCACUCAUUUCCGAGACAUGCUUCUGGAGAGGGGGGUUUCAGCAUUUUCUACAUGGGAAAAAGAAUUGCACAAAAUAGUAUUUGAUCCACGCUACCUUCUGCUAAAUUCAGAAGAACGUAAACAGAUAUUUGAACAGUUUGUCAAGACCAGGAUCAGAGAAGAGUACAAAGAAAAGAAAAAUAAAUUGUUGUUAGCCAAAGAAGAAUUUAAAAAGCUCCUUGAAGAAUCCAAGUUAUCGCCAAGAACAACGUUUAAAGAAUUUGCGGAGAAAUAUGGGAGAGAUCAGCGGUUUCGCCUUGUUCAGAAGAAGAAGGACCAAGAGCAUUUUUUCAAUCAGUUCAUACUUAUUCUUAAAAAGAGGGACAAAGAAAACAGGAUAAGGCUACGGAAAAUGAGAUAAGAACUCCUGGAACUGGCAAUAAAUACACAAGUCCAUGCUGUGACUGCCGUAAGAAAUUCAAAUGAAGGCUAAAGCGUUCGGGGUUGAACUUGCAACAGCUUGACGAGGAAGCGGAUAUCCCUGAGAGAAACUUUCUCUAAGCGGAGUUUAUUGAACAUAUAUUGAAUUUGUGAAGGUUGUUCUGCAGGAGUCUGAAGGAUAUUUUGUUCUCAAAGAAUUAAUGUUUCAUAUUGAAGCUCUCUUUUGUACAACAUCCAGAGUUUGAUGCAUUUCUAAUUGCCAUGAUAUGUCAAUCCCUUAAUUGUUUUAAUUAUGCAAAUUACUUGUAAUAUACACAAAUUAUGAAGCCAAUGCAGAUUUGUAAUUAAGCAGAAGCAGAUGCCAUCCGUAACAAUCUCAAGAUAUUUUCAUCAUUUAGGGGAAUUAUCUAAAGCAAUCUUUUGGCAACUUUAUGCAUUAACAUAAAGUGUUUGGAGGUACGGUGAUAUGCAGGAAUUCAUUACCCGGUGUUCAUACGUCUCUGUCCAGUUCUCUGAGUAGUAGUAAUAAGGUAUUAAUUGUUAAUCUUAGUGAAGAGUGUGAAAAUCUUGGCAUAUGUUCCAUAGGAAAACUCUAAGUUUCAGAAAUAGCUUUCCAAUUACCGUGAGUGGUGCUUUCAGGCACACAGGUGAUAGCAACACUUCUCCGUCGAAGUUCCUAAAAGAAGUUAUUUUGUAAAACCAUCACAGUAUGAUUUGAAUUAUGUUGCUGUAUGUGAAAAGUCUGCAUGAGAUUUUUCUCAUCAUAUUUGUAUAAAUAAAUAUUUAACUUUUUUA